Medicago truncatula (barrel medic) is the source of this 963-nucleotide messenger RNA. Its product is annotated as nuclear transcription factor Y subunit B-3. NCBI's taxonomy places the organism in Eukaryota, Viridiplantae, Streptophyta, Magnoliopsida, Fabales, Fabaceae. The coding region runs from base 70 to 792 and encodes 240 amino acids. The transcript is spliced from 2 exons. Gene Ontology annotation, biological process: regulation of transcription by RNA polymerase II. Gene Ontology annotation, molecular function: protein heterodimerization activity; RNA polymerase II cis-regulatory region sequence-specific DNA binding; DNA-binding transcription activator activity, RNA polymerase II-specific. Gene Ontology annotation, cellular component: nucleus; CCAAT-binding factor complex. The record is from RefSeq and is a predicted model, not a curated record.
UUGCCAAGUAUUCCAUUGUCACUCUCUCUUCUCUCACUUCACAUCACACAUCAACAGCCAGCAACAGCAAUGGAAACUGGAGGAGGGUUUCAUGGCUACCGCAAACUCCCCACCAACACCAAUUCUUCUGCAGUAGCAGGGACGUUGAAGCUAUCAUCAGUUUCUGAGAUGAACACGAGGCAGCAAGUAGGAGAACAGAACAACAAUGGUACAGAACAAGACAAUGAAUGCAUUGUGAGGGAACAAGACCGUUUUAUGCCAAUUGCAAAUGUGAUAAGGAUCAUGCGCAAGAUUCUACCACCACAUGCAAAAAUAUCUGAUGAUGCAAAAGAAACAAUCCAAGAGUGUGUGUCUGAGUACAUCAGCUUCAUAACUGGAGAAGCCAAUGAACGUUGUCAGAGAGAGCAAAGGAAGACAAUAACUGCAGAAGAUGUGCUUUGGGCUAUGAGUAAGCUUGGUUUUGAUGAUUACAUUGAACCUCUAACAAUGUACCUUCAUCGUUAUCGUGAGCUUGAAGGUGAUCGUACCUCAAUGAGAGUUGAACCUUUGGGAAAGAGGGGUAUGGAAUAUGGAAAUUUAGGGGGGUUUGUCCCACAGUUUCAUAUCGGUCAUCCAAAUGGAGGGUAUUAUGGUAAUGCUGCACCAACUUAUAUGAUGAGGGAUGGUAAUAAUAAUAAUAAUAAUAAUAAUAAUGCACCAAAUGCUGCUAAUGCUGCUGGAGGCUCAUCUCAUUCUCAGGCACUUGCAAAUGCUGAAGCCAAUGGUCAUCAUCAUCACCAUCAAUAUAAAUGAGUACUGGACAGACAUCACCAAGACUUAUUAUUUUAUGCUUAACUAUGAUCGAGUAGUUGUUUUGUUUUUGUUUGAUGAUUCAUCAUGAACAUCAAAGGAGAAGCUAGUUAGAAUCCCUAUCCUAACUAUGUAGUAGUACUCAAAUUAAUAACUUGAUUUGCUUUUCUUCAA